Molecule: messenger RNA, 375 nt
Organism: Prunus armeniaca (apricot)
Lineage: Eukaryota; Viridiplantae; Streptophyta; Magnoliopsida; Rosales; Rosaceae
Source: the annotation of a GenBank genome assembly
AUGGCUCCUAAACGCUCGAAGACUACUAAGGUUUCCAUUGAAACUCCUAGCUGGAUGUCGGAAGAAGAGGCAACAAAGCAUGCUUCUGAAUUUCAGGUUGUUCUUGUGCAAGAACAGUCGGCGAGUUUGGCGAGGCUAUAUUGUUCACUCACAUUGACGCUGAGAGGUCCCUACAGAACUCCACUCUUGGGUCCUCAUUAUCAUCAAGCUAAGCCCAAAAAUUUGCUGGCUUUGGACACUCGUUUGGUUCGAGCUCCAUUUUCCUAUGGUUUGGAGGACAUCGACUGGGGGUCGUGGGAUGCGAACUUGGAGCGAUUGGGUUUGAAACCUGACGUGCCUCUUCCCGAGGUUUCCUUCCUUGGGCUGAUUGGGUAG